Lytechinus pictus (painted urchin) is the source of this 5165-nucleotide messenger RNA. Its product is annotated as nuclear receptor-binding factor 2-like. NCBI's taxonomy places the organism in Eukaryota, Metazoa, Echinodermata, Echinoidea, Temnopleuroida, Toxopneustidae. The record is from RefSeq and is a predicted model, not a curated record. Bases 181 to 1239 code for a protein of 352 amino acids. The transcript is spliced from 3 exons. Gene Ontology annotation, biological process: autophagy.
GUUGAUCAAGCGGCUGCAAACAGUAAUAGCUCAUUAUUUUUACCAUGCUUGCAGUUCUCCGGCCGGUGAACGGAGGAAUUCAACACAGAAGAAGAAGCAUGCGCAUGUGCACAAUAACAUAAACAAGUGAGAUCGCGCGCUAGCGCUGCUCGGACCAGUCUGGAGUAAGAUAUAGAAAUCAUGCAUCCAAUUCCGAAAUCAAAGAUCAUUUUACCAAUGGAUCCUGAUUCCCCGCUGAAUAGAGCUCAUCAAUGUGAGCGAAAAGCAGAGAGAAUGAUGAAUAAUGGACUUCACGAUGCCGCUCUACUGUGCUAUCAAAAUGCAUCUGAGUAUAUUGUGAAAGCCAUGGAGAAAACCAAAGAUGCAGUUGUUCUUCAUUCUCUGAGACUCCAGAAAGAAAACUAUGACAAGAUGCCAAAUCUUGUCAACAAGAGGAGACAACUUGAUGAGAAGAAAAUGAAUCUAGAGAAUCUUCAACUUGCCGUACCGAAGCCUGACAAGAAUGGAGUUGCAGAAAAGCCAAGUGAGGAGGACGAAGAGAAAGCAGAUGAUGUUGAUGGAGGGCAGGAAAGUGAUGAUGAGGGUUGCUUGAAGAGCAUGGAGCCAGUGUCCGGCAGAAUUCCAGGGGUUCUACAGGCAAAGGAAGAAAAAAGUAGAGGUAGAACUGAUAGCUUUGAAUCUCUCCCAUCUGUAGCAUCAGAAGACACUGAUUCUUUGCUGCAGUGUUUGAACGAGUACCGGUACUCUGAACUUGAUAAGAAAGACAUGAGGACUUUUUACCGUCCUACAAAGGUUCUUCAAGCCUUAAGAGAGUUCGGUAGUGGGACUGCCAAACCAAGUCUGAAAGUGCAUUCUCCACACCAGCAAAAGCAAGCAUUGAGAAAGAUGGAGGUAGAUGACAAAGUGCUUUUGGAGGAACUUUCAAUAAAGACCAUGGAGAUGAAGAAUCAUGUGGUGAAUCUAUUGGAACAGAUGGAGCGGUGUCAGCAGGAGAAUGACCACUUGAAGAACAAGGUCAAGGAACUUCAGCAGGAACUUGAAACACAGAAAAGUCAGCGUAGAGUACAGCAGUCUGUCCAUCCUCCAACAGACUUCCGCAAUGAAUUCAGUGUUCCUUUCAGCUUAUUAGCACCCCCUGAAAAUGGAGUGUCAGAUUUAAAUUCAACACCAGGAAUAAUCAUUCCACAGACUCCUCCUGCUCUUGCUCCACUAGAAAUGCCAAACUUUGAUGAUCAGUGAUAAUGCCAAUGUUAGUUGAGAGGAAGACCUGGUGGGUGUUUCAUAAAGCUGUUCGUAAGUUAAGAACGACUUUAAGAACGAUUGGUCAUACCUUCUUAUUCUUAUUCUUGUGGUAAAUGGUAUAUUGAAUUGGCGAUGGCUUAGCACGUAUACGUAAGAAGGGUUCACCAGUCGUUCUUAAAGUCCCUCUUAACUUACAAACAACUUUAUGAAACGGCGCCCUGGGGGAUGUUUAUGAAGCUGUUCAUGUUAAAUGACUUUAUAGACAACUAAAUGAUUGAGCUAAAUGAUAUAUCCCUGAUCCCUCUGUAACAUUUAAGAUUAUGUUCCAGUUGUGCAUAAAGCUUUGUAAAAAUUCAUGAUGAACUCUAAGAAACGCCACAUGGGAUAAUCUAGGUUAUGUAUAAGAUAUUACAGUCAUAACUUUUUAGCCCUCUGAUGAAUUUGCGCUACCCUCUAUACUCAAGAAAUAAUACUUUCUUUAUUAGGGCGAAAUUUGAUCUGACAAUGUCAAAUCAACAUUUUCUGCUAUGGGCAAAGUUUUUACCUGGGGACUGAAUAGUUUCUAUUUGCACAGUUCACUAUUACCUGAAAAACACAGUUGAAUUUGUUGCUUACAUUGCUGACAUACAGCAUACUUACUAGUAAGUGUGUAAUGUGUUCUGCUUGUACCACUAUGAUGAAUUAAACUGCCCAAAAAAGUGGUUUUAAAAAUGAAGGUGAAUGCCUUAAAUGUAGGCUGCUUGGUGUACAUUGGUUUUAAAUUCAAACUGGCAUUCACAGUUUUUCAUCCCAUGUAAUGUCAUGAUUUUUUUUUUUACAUCCAAAUCACCAUGUUUUGAUUUUUUUCUUCUUAUUUUCACAGACAUGUGCUCUAUUUAGUGCAAUGAAGACAGCUAUUUAAUUUUACAUUUGGAGUUUUUACUAUAAAAAAUAUGAUCCAUCAAAGUGGUCUAUAAGUUCCUCAGUGUAUCAUUGAUGAUGAGAUGAUCCUGAUCAUUACAAGUAAUAUCCAUGCAUAUCUAUACUUCAGAAUAGAAGAAAAAAUAGUAAAACUUGUUUUUGUUUAUAAAUGAUUAGUUUUCAGCUUCUAGAGUUAAAAACAAUGUAUGUUUUUGUCAAACUUCAAUGUAGCUGAUAUAGCCUAUCUUGCAUUUUCCCCAUCACUAACAUUCAUCUCAAAGUCAUAAAUAUGCUGUUUUAGUUUGGUUAUUAUGGUUAUAUAUUUUAUAUUUAUAAAGAAAAGUUUGUAGGCAAACUUGGAUGAUGGUGUAAGAAUGCAAAAAUUGCACUUCUUGGAUAAGAAAUUUCAUUGCAAGUAAUAUUCUGUGAAAGAUAAGGUUCAGGAGUGACAAAAUCGGUGGUUUAGAUAUUCGUACUACUGCUUUGUCAGCCUGACUUUACUGAACUUAGAACAUACACUUAUGUUAAAACAUUAAUUUCAAACAUGAGAGAGAUUAAUUAUAGCAAAGAAAAAUGUUGACUGAAAUAUAAAAAAAAUGUUGAAAAUGUAUGACAAUAUUUCAACUCCUUAAUUGUAGAACUGAUGAAAGUUCUGGAUAUAUAUCAGAUAAUCUCUCACAUGGAUCUGUUUUGUGGAAGGGAUACCAUUUGAGAUUCCAUGUUUGUUGUAUUUAAUUCAUGUCAAUAUUCUUAUUCCUGAACCUGUUUUUUCUUGUAUUGGUAUGAAUAGCUAUAUUUUUGCCUUAUUUUAACUCCAACUUCAUGGAUUUAUUGAUACAUACUGCCUUGAAUCACAAAUACUGCCAUGAAAUCCAUUUUUGUCUCACCUGCAUAGCAGAGUGAGACUAUAGGCGCCGCUUUUCCGACGGCGGCGGCGACGGCGGCGGCGGCGGCGGCGGCGGCGUCAACACCAAAUCUUAACCUGAGGUUAAGUUUUUGAAAUGACAGCAUAACUUAGAAAGUAUAUGGACCUAGUUCAUGAAACUUGGCCAUAAGGUUAAUCAAGUAUUACUGAACAUCCUGCCUGAGAUUCAUGUCACAUGACCAAGGUCAAAGGUCAUUUAGGGUCAAUGAACUUAGACCAUGUUGGGGGAAUCAACAUCAAAAUCUUAACCUAAGGUUAAGUUUUUGAAAUGUCAUCAUAACUUAGAAAAUAUAUGGACCUAGUUCAUAAAACUUAUACAUAAGGUUAAUCAAGUAUCACUGAACAUCCUGCAUGAGUUUCACGUCACAUGACCAAGGUCAAAGGUCAUUUAGGGUCAAUGAACUUUGGCCGAAUUGGGGGUAUCUGUCGAAUUACCAUCAUAACUUUGAAAGUUUAUGGAUCUGAUUCAUGAAACUUGGACAUAAUAGUAAUCAAGUAUUACUGAACAUCCUGUGCAAGUUUCAGGUUACAUGAUCAAGGUCAAAGGUCAUUUAGGGUCAAUGAACUUUGGCCAAAUUGGGGUAUUUGUUGAAUUACAGCCAUAAAUUUGAAAGUGUGUUGGUCUAGUUUAUAAAACUUGGACAUAAUAGUAAUCAAGUAUCACUGAACAUCCUGUGCGAGUUUCAGGUCACAUGAUCAAGGUCAAAGGUCAUGUAAGGUCAAAGAACUUUGGCCACGUUGGGGGUAUUUGUUGAAUUGCCAUCAUAUCUCUAUAAGUGUAUUGGUCUAGUUCAUAAAACGUGGAAAUAAGAGUAACCAAGUAUCACUGAACAUCUUGUGCGAGUUAUAGUAGUUUUCAAAAUCAGCACUGCUGCUAUAUUGAAUCGCGUGAUGCAGGUGAGACGGCCAGAGGCAUUCCACUUGUUUGUCUUUAGUAUCGCUUUAAAGUAACAGAAAAUAAUAAGGAGUGCAAUAUAUAAUAUACAUUAUGUCCUUAUUUUUCAUCUUGCCAAAAUUUAUUUGUUCCAACAUGUUAUUUGUUCCAUAUAUUGUUCCAUAUUUUCUCAUGUUCUAUUUCCUUUUCAUCUUGACUAAUUAUUUUCUUAAAUUUCAUUCAGCUCAGUAAGUUUUAAUUUCCAAUAACCAUAUUUAUACCUAGGAAUCAGCGUACGGGCGGUCGGUCUGUCCGUUGCAAAUGUUGCCAAUUUUCAUGAAACUUGGAACAUAUAUCGUGUUUGGGUGGAGAUGUGCAAGACACACUUUUCGCAUGUGUCAGAGAUGUGUCGCAAUGGUAACGGUAUACUAGUAUUUGGCAAAAAUAAGGUAAAAAUCUUGCAGUUCAAACUGCUUCCUCAGUUUUUUAACAAUUCUCAUGAAACUUGGUAGACAAAUUGGUAUUGGUGUAAAGAUGUGCAAGACAUAUUUUGUGUGUGUCUGAAAUCAUUUUGUCAUGGUAACAACAUUAAAUGACAAAAAUUAGGUAAAGAACUUGCAGUUUCAAUUACUUCAUUAAUUUUCAACCAAUUCUCAUGAAAUUUGGCUCACACAUUGGGUUUGAGGUAAAGACUGUGCGAGACCCAUAUUUUGUGUAUGUCGGAUAUUGUGUUGCCAUGGUAACAAUAUACUAUAGGCCCCAAAUUAGGUAAAAAUCUAUCAAUUUGAACGACUUGAUUAGUUUUCAACCAAUUCUCAUGAAAUUAGGCUCACACAUUGGUCUCUAAGUAAAAAUGUACAGGACAUAUUUUGGCAUGUGUUGGAAAUCGUGUUGCCUUGGAAACAAUAUAUUAUAUGUCAAAUAUUAGGCAAAAAUCAUGCCAUUCAAACUACUUCAUCAGUAUUUAACCAAUUCUCAUGACAUUCAGCUCACACAUUGGUCUUGGGGUAAUACAAGGCAAGACAUUUUUUUCCAUGUGUUGGAAACUUUUGGCAUGGUAACGGCAUAGGGCGGGGGUAUUAAUCACCUUCAGUGAUAGUUCUAGUUUUGUAAUGUAUUCAAGCUUAAAGUGUAUAGCUACAAGGCAUUGCAUCUCAAGAAUAUGGGUAAUUUUUUUUCAAAUGUGUGUAUUGAUUGUGGAAAAAGAAAUUAUUUCACAAUGCA